This is a messenger RNA of Cydia strobilella, 3237 nucleotides long. RefSeq names its product mannose-1-phosphate guanyltransferase alpha-A (gene Gmppa). NCBI's taxonomy places the organism in Eukaryota, Metazoa, Arthropoda, Insecta, Lepidoptera, Tortricidae. The record is from RefSeq and is a predicted model, not a curated record. The coding region runs from base 94 to 1365 and encodes 423 amino acids. Gene Ontology annotation, biological process: biosynthetic process. Gene Ontology annotation, cellular component: cytoplasm. The transcript is spliced from 9 exons.
CGUUUUUGUGUGACGUGUGUAUUGUAAACAUUGAAAUAAUACUAAAACUUGCGAUAGAAUUUCCUGCUAAUAUUCAUUAAUCGUGAAAUCACAAUGGACAAGCCGCUGUACGAUAAUUCUACUAUGUUAAAAGCAGUAAUACUUAUAGGGGGACCGCAGAAAGGUACCCGCUUCCGGCCGCUGUCUCUAGAUACUCCGAAGCCCCUAUUUCCUAUAGCCGGCAUACCAUUGAUUCAACACCACAUCGCUGCCUGUGUCAAGCUCCCUCAAGUCCGGGAGAUCCUCAUCAUUGGCUCUUACACUGCUGCAAACAUGGCUCAGUUUGUGGGGGACAUGCAUAGAGAGUAUUCGGUUGCUAUCAGAUACCUGCAAGAAUUUACUCCCCUAGGCACUGGUGGAGGAUUAUACCAUUUCCGUGACCAGAUCCGAGCAGGGAACCCGGCAGCCUUCUUUCUUCUCAAUGGAGAUGUGUGUGCAGACUUCCCGCUUAAACAGCUCUGGGAGUUCCAUAUGGAGAGGCCUAACUCGCUGGUUACAAUCAUGGGCACAGAAGCAACCCGCCAGCAGUCCAUCCACUAUGGCUGCAUGGUACGCGAAUCCAGUACAAAAGCAGUAACGCACUACGUGGAGAAGCCUGCCUCUUACGUUUCAGCACUUAUCAAUUGUGGCGUUUACGUUUGCGCGCCGAAGGUGUUUCAGACUAUGGCGAAGGCUUUGGAAAGGAAAGAAGCAGACUACUACAGUGGCAACAAUCAGAGCACCCCAAACCCUGGUUGUAUGUCUUGGGAGCAGGACGUACUGGCGCCGCUGGCUGGCACCAACACGCUUUAUGCCAUGCAGAUAACAAACUGGUGGUCUCAAGUAAAAACUCCCGGCUCCGCCAUAUACGCCAACCGUCACUAUCUAGAACUCCACAGAACACAGAGCGACACACACAACAACAACAUACUGCCGGAUGUGUUUGUGCAUCCCACUGCGUGCGUUGAUGACUCUGCUGUGAUCGGACCAAAUGUAUCCAUCGGAGCCGGAUGUACCAUAAAAGCGGGUGUUCGCAUCAAGGAGUCCAUUAUUCUGAACAACGCGACCAUCAGCGAACAUUCGCUCGUCAUGUACUCUGUGGUGGGUCAAAACGCGAGCGUGGGCGAGUGGUCCCGGAUAGAAGGGACUCCUUCGGACCCGGACCCCAACAAGCCGUUUGCCAAAAUGGAAAAUCAGGCGCUUUUCAACGCGGACGGACGGCUGAACCCCUCCAUCACUAUCCUUGGUGCCAGCGUUGUGGUGCCAGCAGAGACGAUCCUCCUGAACACAAUAGUGCUGCCCCACAAGCAUCUCACACGAAGUUUCAAGCACGAAAUCAUCCUGUAAACACACCGGCCCAUCUGUUAGUACAUUCCACAGAUUAUCCACUAAACACACAACCCCUUACAGAUCUAAAUGACGCUUACGCUUAAGACGACAGUGGACGACCGUAGCCCCCAUUUUCUUCUCUGGAGACUCUGGAUAUUAACAUUAUUAUAAAUAUUUUGACACAAUUCGAUUACCUAUACCUACCACAUCUAUUUCCGCUCGUUUGUUUUUUUUUUCGAUUUUUAGCAGCCUGAAUGCAUGUCCCAAAACGUAAAGUUGGCGGACUGAAAAAUACGUAAAGCUGCAUUCAGAGAUACGGUGGGUGGUUAUAUUUUAUUCUUUUCCUAGCCUUAAUCCCAUCAUUUGGGGUCGGCUCUCCUAGUAAUUCUUCGCCAGGACUGUCUGUCUCUGGUGGUUAUAUUUUGGAAUAUGUUAAAUAAUUUGAGCAUAAUUCACAUAUUAAAUCUGAAUUCAAUACUUCCAAAGACACUUAUCAGGGGAAUUUUACUACAUUGUUUACAAAAUUGCUGGGCAAACUUAUAUGCGAACUGGCUAAGCACUGCAACAACAACAGGCUGAGAUUGUGGAUGGAAUUAGCUCCAUGCAUGAAUUUAUUUUUAUUUUUGGAUUCAUAAUUUAUAUCGUUGGAACACACUUUUGUAAACCUUAACAUUAUUUUAUUAAAAAAUAUUUAAAAUGUUGAAAAUUUUUAAGCGGUUGAAACGCUCAUAAUUUUUGGCGCGAAUUCGACAGAGCGUGAAAACUGACGUUUGCUACUAAUGACACUAAUCUGUCGAACGCGUGACGUCACGUGGCGUUUCGAGCGUUUCGCUCACUAGCUUUUCGCGGGCAAAUUUUUGUACUUUUUAUUUAUAAUUUUAAGUAAUUAAAUGGUAAUUUAAAAACGGAAAUGCAUUUGUAACAUGAUAUAACGGUAACAAACAUACGAAUAAAACAUAUUUCGUUCAAAUAUAAACUUCAUGCAUGAGGCUAAUUAGAAGUCACAUUUUUCGCCUACACUUCUGAUUGAUAUAUUUGUAUAUUUCUCACUUGCCAACUGAUUGGUAAAUAUAGUUCUUUAUGUAUUGUAGAAAGUCCUUUUAAAGGUAUAAUAAAAUAAGACUAUAUGAACUUAAAGUACUGAAAGAUAUGAAUUUACCUUAAUUAGAUAGUCGUCUAUAAAAAACGUAUUUAUUUAAACUAAAACUAUUUAUUAUUUGCACAAAAGUAUGUCUGAACCCAUUUAAAAGUUAAAUUAAGAAUAUUUAAGUGUACUGUGUAAUAGGUAAAUAUUAAUAUAAUUCUUGUCGUAACUUAUUUUCAACGUGUACAUUCAGCUCCGAAUUGUAGGUACGCCAAAGAAUCGAACUUGUUUUAUUUAUAAAUGAAAUACCUAUACUUAUAUGUAUAAUAGAAUAGGGGCCGUCUGGAUUUAUAAAUAAAUGGACACCCGCAUCACCAGAUGGGUUGUAAGUGCGUUGCCGGCUUUUAAGAUGGGAGUACGCUCUUUUCUUGAAGGUUCCACGGUUUAGCUGUGCGAGGCAGGAAAAGCUUAGUGUGGUAUACAUUUACCUCGAAAAAUAUGGCUAAGGGAUAAAGAAACAGUCUUACCUACUUAUAUCUUUUAUAUCGAUUUUAUGAUACUAUACAAGGUGUAAUACAAAAUAGCGGGGAUCCGUUUAAGGGCAUAUUCGGUAUCGUGUUCAAAAAUUCUACUUUUCCUAACACGAGAACACGAGACCGAAUACGCCGUUAAACGGAUCUCCACUAUUUUUGUUACAUCCUGUACGUAGGGUAAGUAUGUACCUUAUUUGAUGUUGAUGCAAAUAAUUGUACUGUAAAUAAGUUAUGUUAUAUUUUAAUCCGUUAAAUAUAUGAAAUAUGUGCAAU